This is a messenger RNA of Sinocyclocheilus grahami, 1630 nucleotides long. RefSeq names its product butyrophilin subfamily 1 member A1-like. The coding region runs from base 146 to 1585 and encodes 479 amino acids. The transcript has 9 exons. Gene Ontology annotation, biological process: T cell receptor signaling pathway; regulation of cytokine production. Gene Ontology annotation, molecular function: signaling receptor binding. The record is from RefSeq and is a predicted model, not a curated record. NCBI's taxonomy places the organism in Eukaryota, Metazoa, Chordata, Actinopteri, Cypriniformes, Cyprinidae. Gene Ontology annotation, cellular component: external side of plasma membrane.
CAGGUUGAUUGUGAAAGUGAAACUGAGGCGGGAUGUUCUCCUUUCCAUCUUGGCUAACUCUCGUAUCAACAUUUUGUUAAUAUCAAAUAAUCAUAAAUAAUGUAUUCAGAAACUCCUGUGAACACAGCAGUGCUCAGCUGAAGAGAUGAUGAAGUUCAUUUGUUUGACUUUGCUGAUUAUUAAUGGAAUUACAGAUUCAAUAUCAGAGCAGUAUAAGGUAGUGGGUCCUGCAGAUCCUGUGUUUGCUGUAGCUGGUGAAGAUGUGAUUCUGCCCUGUUCAAUCAAACCCAACAUCAGUGUUGUGGACAUGAGAGUGGAGUGGUUUAGAUCUGAUCUGAAAGACUCACAACUAGUGCAUCUCUAUGAGGAUCAUGAAGACAGAAACAUAGAGCAGAUUCAGUCCUACAGAGGGAGAACAAAACUGAAUCAUCCAGAACUACAGAGAGGAGAUGCAUCACUCAAACUCUCAUCAGUCCGAGUCUCUGAUGAAGGACUUUAUAAAUGUUUCAUUCAGUCUAAAUCCCGGUCUGAUGAUGCCACUGUUAAUGUCAGUGUUGAAGUUGUAGGACGUCCUCCAGUGAUCACUGUAGAUGGGUUUGAUCAUUCAGGAGGGCUUCAUCUACAGUGUGAAUCUGAAGGUUGGAACCCUGAACCUGAUCUUGAGUGGCUGGACAGUGAAGGAGUCAGUUUGAGUUCAGAAACUACAGAGAUGCACAGAAACACAGAGGGAUUCAGUGUAAAACAUACUAUCACUUUACAUCACAGUGACGACAAGAUUCACUGCAGAGUCAAACUGAGACAUCACAUGCUGGAGGCACUGAUUAUCAGCUCAAGUAAUAUGUUUCAUUCUUGGAGGACAUCAGUCAUCGUGAUUUCAGUUUUUGUUGUGCUCAGUGUGAUUGCUGGAAUACUGAUAGCUGUGUUUGCUCAUAAAAACAGAGAACACAGUCAACUACAGAAUGAGAAGAGGAGACUACAACAUGAGCGUGAUCAACUUUUACAAAGUCUGAAGACAAUCAUACCAAAAGCUCUCACACAUUCAAGAACACACAAGGUGAAUGUGAUUCUGGAUGCUGAUAUGGCUCAUCAACGUCUCAUCGUGUCUGAUGAUGGGAAACAAGUGAGAAAUGGAAACAGAGAAACAGGAGUGAAUGGGGGAAAAGACAGAUUUGAUCAAUAUCUUGGUGUUCUUGGGAAGGAUGGAUUCUCCUCAGGGUGUUUUUACUUUGAGGUGCAAGUGAAGGGACAGACUCGGUGGUAUUUAGGAGUGACCAGAGCAUCUGUUAGCAGGAAGGGCUGGAUCCGUCUGAGUCCUAUGAAUGGAUAUUGGACUGUGGGUCUGAAAAAUGGGAAGUAUAGGGCUCGUGAGUCUUCAUAUGUCUCUCUUUCUCUGAGUGUGAAUCCUCAGAGGGUCGGUGUGUUUGUGGAUUAUGAGAAGGGCCUAGUCUACUUUUAUGAUGUGGAGUCCAUGUCUCAUAUCUAUUCUUACACUGAUCAGUCUUUUGAUGAGAAACUCUAUCCAUUUGUUAGUUUGGGGUAUCUGUAUAAUACAAACUCCGCACCACUGAUUAUCUGUGAUGAUUAAUAAUGAGAUCCGUGACUGAAUUUACAUGAUCCACUGAAAUAAACC